This is a messenger RNA of Miscanthus lutarioriparius, 1071 nucleotides long. NCBI's taxonomy places the organism in Eukaryota, Viridiplantae, Streptophyta, Magnoliopsida, Poales, Poaceae. The record is from the annotation of a GenBank genome assembly.
AUGGGAAUUGAAUCGUUUUUCCCGGUUCAAGAAGCAGCUUGGCUGGAAACAAUUGGUCCUGGCACUUUUGAGAGGGAUAUCUGUAUCAACUCCCCAACUGGAUCUGGCAAAACUCUUGCUUAUGCCCUACCUAUUGUGCAAAUGCUCUGCAAACGGAAAGUAAGGUGCUUACGAGCUUUGGUUGUGCUUCCUACACGGGAUUUAGCCUUGCAGGUUAAAGAGGUUUUUGAUGCUAUUGCUCCUGUGGUGGGCUUGUCAGUAGGUUCAGCAGUUGGUCAAUCAUCAAUAGCAGAUGAAGUUUCUAGUCUUGUCCGGAAGCCCAAACAAGAGUUUUACCCAACUAUUGACGAAGAAUAUGUCCAAAUGGAACCACAGACUAAAAUUGAUAUAUUGGUGGCAACCCCUGGAAGACUGAUGGAUCACAUUAACAUGACAAAUGGUUUCAGUCUGGAGCAUCUUCAGUACCUGGUCAUUGAUGAAACAGAUAGAAUGUUAAGAGAGGCUUAUCAAUCCUGGUUGCCAACAGUGAUCCAGCUUACACACUCAACUGGCCAAGAUCAUUCCUGGCAUGACAGUGAUGGGAAAACUCUACUUCAUCCAUUGACUGCUAUUAGAAGAUUUGAAUAUUCACGCUUGCAGCGUGAAUCUACUCGAAGGAAGACACUGGAGGCCUUCAAGGAAGGGAAAAUCGAUGUUCUAAUUGGCACAGAUAGAAUGGCUCGUGGAAUACAUAUUGAUGGUUUAAGAUAUGUUAUCAAUUAUGAUAUGCCACCAUAUGCGAAAACAUACAUACAUCGAGCGGGUCGGACUGCUAGAGCAGGGGAAUCUGGUUCCUGCUUCACCUUCUUAAGAAAGCAUGAGGUUAAAACUUUUGACAAAAUGCUCAAGAAGGCAGACAAUGCUAGCUGCAGUCUUCAUUCAUUGCCUGAGGAAUCAAUAGAAACACUUCGUCCAACUUUCUCCAGUGCUCUGAGGAAACUGGAAGAAUCACUGGAAUUGGAAGCAGCGAAGAAAUCUAAUUUAGGAGAUAAAAUGCCAGGUGCUUCUAAACGGAAGAGAUCAAAUCAGUAA